This is a messenger RNA of Bursaphelenchus xylophilus (pine wood nematode), 1756 nucleotides long. NCBI's taxonomy places the organism in Eukaryota, Metazoa, Nematoda, Chromadorea, Rhabditida, Aphelenchoididae. The record is from the annotation of a GenBank genome assembly.
AUGAGACACACCGCAGCGAACAAUUUUUAUGCGCAGACCAUGUCUUCUGAAGCCGCAAACGGUCGCCGCCGGGUCCGGAAGCCCUUAUUCGAAUACCCGUCCUUGCCCGAGUUUCCAAUUUACUUCCUCAUCACACUUGGAGCGUUGAUUUAUGCGUGGUAUUGUGUCUACAACGCUUCCACUAAGUGGACCUUCCGAUUGGGAUAUCCCGCAAGCAUUUCAUACUUACCCAUAGUCGGAGAGAGAUACAGGGUAUGGACCGGAAUUUAAAAAUCUGAUUUUAGGAUGAAUUUGAUUGGGAAUGGAAUCGAUGGGCUCCAUUGGCACUCUCCGCGUUUCCUUUUAUGAUCUUAAACAGCCUUGUGUUUAAUGUAACUGCUCAAUACUUCUCCGAAAGGGUCUGGAUGAUCUCAACAAUCAUUGUUUCUAUGAUUACAUCUUCUGUUUUGUUUACUCCUAAAUUAUUGAUUAUUUCAUUAAUACAAGGCACAUUUGUGUUCUUUAUAACGCAUCGGUUCAAGUAAGUUUAUUCAAUUGUCAUUUUUACUUGUAUUUUAGAAAGGUCUGGGUAGUAUGGAUGAGCUCAAUGCCUAUCCUUUACUUUGUUAUGCAUCAUACGAUGACCUUGUCACCAGAUCCUUUCUUGGUAUUGCUGUUUGUUUCAUAUACUUUGUUAUCUUAUGUAUCCUUUAAUAUCGACCAAGUCAAAGGAUUUUGCCGACCAGAAGACAAAACUUUCUUUGAUUUGUAUAUCCGGAUGUUAUUCUACACUUUCUACAACCCCUAUUUGGUAUCUCUGAUAGUAUUAUAUCGAGAUUUUGAGGUUCAAAUCAGGGAUCGCCCAAAGAUUCAAAGGGAUUGGAAAGAGAUUUUAAUUUUUGGAGUAAGAUUAAUAUUCUGGAUAUCUGUCAUCGAGUUAAUGUUGAGAUUUUUUUAUUUUGGUGCUAUUCUCAGUGACGCCAAUUUUGCCGCCAGAUUACCAAAAAAUGAAUUUGUAGUUUUGGGAAUGGCAAUAGGUAAUUAUUUUGUUUAAAUACAGUUACCAAGUUACUUCAGGAAACUUCUUCCAUCUAAAAUAUGUGAUUAUAUUUGGAAUUCCGUCAUUGUUCGCAAAGAUUGACCGUAUGCAACCAAAAGAUGGCCCAAUUUGCAUUGCUCGGGUAGCCAUGAUUUCAAAGAUAUGGAGGGGUUUUGACAGAGGACUCUAUGAUUUCUUCAAGCAGUACAUCUUUGUUCCUAUCUGCGCCCCAACUUUCACCCUGCCGAGGAAGAUCUUUGGUGUCCUUGUUUCAUAUUCCUUUGUUCUUCUCUGGCACGGAUUCCAACAUCACAAUAUUGUGGGCUUUUUAAACUUACAAUUACAAUGCUCUUCUAUUUUUCAAAAAAUCCUCAAAUUUGAUUUCAGGUGUGGAUAGUCCUCAACAUCAUCGAGUUGUUCAUCGAAUUCUCAGCAAAAGCUUUGUAUACGGUGCCGUUUGUAAAGAGCUGGAGGGAAUCCCACUUAUCGGACCAGAACUUCCGCCGGAUCCUCGGGAUCUUCCAGAUCGUCCCCUAUGCCUUCGGAUUGUAUUCCAACUUUUAUUUCUUGGGCGGAUCAAAGGUUGGAUGGCUGUUCGUUGAACGGAUCUUCUGGGAAGAGACCGUUCCAGUCCGAUGGCCCUUCCUCCUUCUCAUCUUUUGCGGAUAUAAUUACAUGCAUGUUACAAUGGAAGCCGAAAAAUGGCUGACAAGAAAAAGAAAUUUGAAGGUUGAGUAG